GUGUUCUGGCUCAUCCCUCCAACCCAUUCGAACCUGGAGCUGUAUGAGAGCUGGGUCCUGUCAGGGAAACAGGGAGAUGUUUUCCUUGGAGAUCGAGCGUCUGACUGUCAGAGGAUUGAACUAAAACAGGGCUGCACCUUCAUCAUCCCAUCAGGUUGGAUUCAUGCUGUCUACACUCCUGUCGACUCCAUAGUGUUUGGAGGAAACUUCCUGCACAGCUUCAACAUCCCAAUGCAGCUGAACAUCUGCAGUAUAGAGGACAGAACGAGGGUUCCAGUGAAGUUCCGUUUUCCAUUUUUCACUGAAAUGUCCUGGUAUGUGUUGGAGCGCUAUGUCUUCAGUCUGACCAAGAUCUCCUACCUCACACCUGAGUUUCAGAAACACUCCUUGGGCAUAGGCCUGGAGAGAACAUCUGGCACUGAUUCAGCUGAGGAGCAAGAACAAGGAAGUGACACAAACGAGCAAGCUUUAGGUCAGCAAUCUGACAAGACUCCAUCGAAGGUUCAUUUGACUCCUCUGGAGCUGGACGGGCUUUGGAACCUUGUGGGUAAACUGGAAUUGUUACCUUCUAACAAGAGGUGUGUCCCAGUAGGGAUCCAAAAUGCAUCAGCACUCCUUACUCAUAUCAAGGCUCUACUGAAGGAACAUGCUAAUGAUAACCCUAAACUGUCCUACACAGGAAACCCCAUCAUCAGGUGGCCACAGAGGCCGUCAUGGUAUCAGCCACCAUCUCCUCCUCCUCCUGCUCCUACACCACCUCCUCCAGCAGCUUCUCGUCCUAAAAUACUUUCUACACCCGUCAACCCACGACCUCAGAAACCAGCAUCUUCCAUGUCUGUGCUGAGGCGGCGCAGGGUCAGAUGUAAGCGGUGUGAGGCCUGUGUGAGACCAGAGUGUGGGGACUGUAACUUCUGCAGAGACAUGAAGAAGUUUGGAGGACCAGGCAAACUGAAGCAGACCUGUGUGCUGCGACAGUGUCUCUCUCCGGGCCUUCCRCUGUCUGCUGUCUGUGAGAUCUGCAAAGAACCCAAUCAGGAGGAGAGUGGAGACCUGUCCCUCACACUGAUGGAGUGUUCCAACUGUGCACAGAUCGCCCAUCCUGCCUGCCUCACG
Molecule: messenger RNA, 1113 nt
Organism: Austrofundulus limnaeus
Lineage: Eukaryota; Metazoa; Chordata; Actinopteri; Cyprinodontiformes; Rivulidae
Product: lysine-specific demethylase 2A
Molecular function (GO): zinc ion binding; DNA binding
Source: RefSeq, a predicted model, not a curated record